Ruditapes philippinarum (Manila clam) is the source of this 1295-nucleotide messenger RNA. RefSeq names its product cytotardin-like. The transcript is spliced from 2 exons. NCBI's taxonomy places the organism in Eukaryota, Metazoa, Mollusca, Bivalvia, Venerida, Veneridae. The coding region runs from base 43 to 879 and encodes 278 amino acids. The record is from RefSeq and is a predicted model, not a curated record.
AGUUCAAGAAUUUAUUUUAAUGGACAGAUAGGAUAAAGAAUCAUGGCUGCAGGGGACUCAGAGGAUUCCGGUUUUAUGAACAUAACAGGAAGGAAAAAAGUUCUAACGAAGAAGGCAAAAGGCAAAAUACAUAUUAAAUCGACAACUGAUUUAAAGGCAAACAGAACAACAGAUAAAACUGCAAAUGAAAAUGAAAGUUUCCCACAGGAAAAAGAGGAAAUUAUCAAAAUGUAUCAAUGUCGUAUUGACAUGGAAUUUGACGAUCUCAAGAAGCUAAGAGAAAAAACUUUAGCACUCCUUUCUUUGCAAAGAAAUGUAAUUGAACGUUUAGAAAAGGAAAUACAAGAACUCGAAGCGAGAAUAAGAGCACUAGAGAAAAGUGAACAAGAGUUAAAAAAUCAGUUGAUGAAGGCACAAAAAGGUGGUAAAACUGGAUCUGAUGAUAACCAUACAGAAAUAGGAAAACAUAGGGAAGAGAUAAAUGGAUUAAAAAAUACAAUAGCUGAAAAGGAAAAAGAACUACAAAAAAGUAAAGAAACCCAAUCAUUCCUGUCAGUUGAAUUUAAAAAACUAAACGAAGAAAUGACAACCAUGAAAGAUGAUCUUAUGCAAAAGCACGAAGAAGUUAUGAUAAAUAUGAAAAAUGAUAUCACUAAAAAGCAUGAAGAAGACAUGGCAGCCAUGAAAGCAGAAUUUACGAAACAAAAUGAAGAAGUGCUUGAACAGGGUAAACGUUUACAGAACAUGUUUACUGAAUUUUCAAAGCAGAUGUCUCAAAAAGACCAAGAUCAGGUACAAGAUAGAAAAGAAAACAAACCAAUAAAUGUAAAAAAAAUCAGUACAAAAACAACCCUUAAAUUCUGGAGUGGAGACAAUUAAUAAAAGCAAUUGCUCUGAUAUUGGCAAUUAAGAAAAUCUUUAAUUAUCUUUAUUAAUGUUAAUGUACAAAUAUUGUUGUCAUCUUACUUGUUAUCUAUUUUAUUUAAAGGAAAACCAGUUUAUUUAAGGUUUAGCUUCUAAACGAAUCAUUCUACAUUAAGCACUUCUUACUCGCAUGUAAGACUGUUAAUACAUGACAUAUUAAGCUUGUAUGUACCUCAUGGAUUUGUUGAACAUAGUAAAUGAUUCCAAUUUGCAUAUUUUUGUUUCUAGAAUAGUGUUGCUUAAUCAUGAUUGUUUGAUAGACUUUCCACUGGAAUUGCUAUACUGGCAUGCUCUCUUUAUUUCAAUUGACAUUUCAAAGGCAAUAAUAACCUUGAUGGCUUGUGUCAAUGUGUCAUUGUAAGGUCAAUAAA